AUGGAGUCACCCAUUAUAUACAUAAUGAUUUUACUCUUGAAUGUGUUUGAAUUUUCAUCAGGAGUGAUAUAUAAUAAAUAUGAGAAGAAGAACCAUUUUGCUUGUUCUAGUGAAGAGGUCCAUACAGACAAGAACUUAUUCAAGUUGUUUCUUUCCACUGACAGUCUGAAAGUCUACUGUUUCUUCCGAAAUCAAAAAACAGAUACUUCAAGGGAAAUUUUGAGUGUAUUUACAUCAGGAGGCCAUGCUCCCAAGCUGAUAAUCAUGAACAGCACAUACCACGGUCAUUUCCACUUUAACUUAUCUCUGAUCAACAAUCGAACUUCCUGGCUGAUGGAUAUUCCCAGAGAAAGGAUCACAGUAAACACAGAUAUCGAGUCUGUAGAAGAAUGGAUAAUAAAGGUCACAAUGCAUGAAGGGUUAAACAUUUAUGAUACUGAGGGAACCCUAUUGGAUCUUGUCCGAGAGCCUAUUCUUCAGUGGAAUCUUGGAGCAAUAAUGAAUAAAGCACAGGUCAAAAAAUUGCAUCCACAUGUGACAGAUAUCAAAGUGGCAAAGUGCCCCUGUGCCAAUGAUGUGGCAUUACUAGGCUUAAUUUUGAACGAAACAUUUAAUGGUGUUUUCAUAGGCAGGACCUCUUCUGGGUUUUGGGAAUAUAAUGAAAUCAUAUGGUAUAACCUGACACAAAACAUCUAUUCACAACUUAAAGAUGAACACAAAGGACUUACAAUAAUAGAUAUGGUUUUAACAAAUCACUUUUUAGUCAUCCUUACCUCUUUGGGUCUUUAUGUAAGUACUGAUCUUCGUUAUCCAGACUCUGAACAAAUACAGCUGUCAAGAGCAGACUUUUGUGGUUUUGAAAGGGUUGACUAUAUCAAAGGAAAACUGUGGUAUAAUGAAAGAUGUUUUGCAAACAGAGAAAAUUUUGAAGUUGAUUAUGUGACUAUCACUUUCGACAGAAACAGGACCCUAAGUGAGUCCAGUUCUUGUUUUUAUAGUAAAGAACCAUUUCUUCAGUGGUUGCCUUGCUUAUCUUCUACUGUUAAAAAUAGGAGAUUCAUUCCACAUGUGGUAACAUUUCUUAUUGACCAAGAAAGUCAAACUGGAAUUUAUCUCUUCCAUAUACCGAAUUCCAAAAGGACCUUUGUCUCUGUGUCAGUGCUCAAGGAUGACAAACCAAAUGAAACUCAACCAAAAUUUCCAAAUUUCAAAUUUCCUUCCUCAUUCUCUAAUCCAGUUGGAAUGGUGUUCCAUCCCCGAAGCCACUUUCUAUAUGUUUAUGGCAACCAGGUAUGGCUUUCAGAGGAUGGUGGCAAUUCUUUUGACUUACUAUGUGACUUUCUAAGUAACUUUGUAAGAAAGACUGUUCAUAGUUUUUAUACUUCAGAUAUAACUUUUAUUACACAAAGUGGAAAGAUUUACAUGACAAAGGCAGGAUUGACAACAUACACUCUACAUGGAAACUGGGAUGACAAAGUUUUCACAAUAUACUAUGAUCACUUGGGAUUCAUACACAAACUGACUCCAGAACUCUUUGACACUGAUUCAUCAUCUUCAGACUCUCAAACUUCUAAUCGGAUUUUUGGAAAGCCUCCUGAUUUGGGAUUUAAUACUGCACUAGCCCCGCAGUAUAUCACUCCCAAUGAGAUGAUUUUCUUUGCGUAUGUACCUCUGACUGAACCUAACUAUAACCUAUACAGAAGGAAGUUCAAAAGUAUUCACCUUGGGAAAGUGAUAAACCACAGCAAAGGUGGAGAAGCUUACAUAACAAAAUUAUUCAUACAUACCAAUGGUCCUUUGGGAUUUCAUACCUCAGCUCUCACAGAAAUAGUAGAACCUUUUCCAGUAGAAAGCAACGUGGCCACCACAUGUAUAUAUGGUUCUCUUAAUAUUUCAUAUACUGGAAACAUUUUCUACCAGAUUAGUAUUACAACACAAGGUCAUUUAGCAGUGUUUAGCAAUACAGAUGUAGAAAUGACUGUGGUGAGUCCUGGAUACAGCAGCUUCCUGAUCACACACAUUGUGGAUGAAAAGAAUGCUUUAUCGAUGGCAACUAUGCCCCAUAUAAUAACAUCAACUUUGUACUUCCCAGUAAAUUCUUGGUUCUUAUACAACUUUGGCACAACUACAGGACGGACUUGGAACAUUAGUGUAAGACCAUGUAAUUACUGGGUUCAACAAGAUGAUAAUGAUGUUAUAUCCCCCAGCAUUGUGAAGUAUAUUGAUAUGGGAAACGAAGAGAAUUAUGAAAUUAAGUUGAUGCCUAUCACAAAAGGUAUGAGGAUACUUCAUAUCCCACCAGUUGGUGUGAUUGUCGGAAACCCAGCGUUAUUGGAAGUUACGACAGAAGGCUAUUUUGACAUCACUGAUAGCUACCACAUGAAGGUUCACAUAGCCAGCAAAUUUUUCCAAAAAGGUUCCACUUCACUAGCACUGGUUGUGUGGGAAGCAUCAAGUCAGUGCUAUCUUACCACACUGGUGCCAACCAUGAAGAGCAGUUGCAGCUACCUCAGGACUAUGCACCACAUUCCCGGCAGACACAUACCACCUGAACACUGGAUUAGCGGAGUUCACAAGGACAGCCAAGGUUUCAAUAUGAUCAAAACUCUGCCGGUAAACUACAGACCUCCAUCUAACAUGGGAGUUUAUAUUCCACUCACAGAUAAUUUUUAUCAUGCAGACCCUAGCAAACCCAAACCAAGAAGUCUAUUUCACAAGUCAAAGGAAACUGGCAAAUACAAACAAUGUGCUAACGCUAGGGAUCGGGCAAUGUGCAACUGCACAGAACAUCAAAAGUUUUCACAUGCUGUUGCUUUCUCAGAUUGCAAAGAAAAGGUUCAUCGUUUCAAGUUUCCAGUCACACAAUACCCAGUUGUUUUGGAAAUUAUUGAUGAAAAACAAAAAGUAUCUGUGAAACCUCCAUAUUUGGUUACCAUGACUGAAGUGAAUAGGAGGCAAAACUGGCAACUAAAACACAAUAUGCCAGAAAAUGUUAAGAAAAUGAAGAACUACUUAGAUACAAGGCUUAAGACUCCAGUGUAUAAUCCUUUUGGUCUCAACCUAAGUAUAAGGGGCUCUGAGCUGUUUCACUUCAAGGUGUCUGUGAUUCCUGGGGUCAGCUUUUGUGACUUACAUGAAGAAUUUCAGAUUUAUGUCGAUGAAGUACCAUUGCCUUUUCCAGGACAUGUACUAAUUGCUGUUGCAACAUCUGUAGUGCUAGGGGGAUUAAUUUUUGUAGCAUUUCUAUUCCAACUUCGUAACAUCCACCCAUUGAGAGCAUUCCGGAGAUAUGUCAGAGGAACUAUUGCACACUCAUCAAAUUUAAGUAUCGACUCAUAA
Messenger RNA from Cricetulus griseus (Chinese hamster), 3339 nucleotides. Lineage: Eukaryota; Metazoa; Chordata; Mammalia; Rodentia; Cricetidae. The record is from RefSeq and is a predicted model, not a curated record.